Medicago truncatula (barrel medic) is the source of this 2950-nucleotide messenger RNA. RefSeq names its product pentatricopeptide repeat-containing protein At3g57430, chloroplastic. NCBI's taxonomy places the organism in Eukaryota, Viridiplantae, Streptophyta, Magnoliopsida, Fabales, Fabaceae. The transcript has a single exon. The coding region runs from base 42 to 2717 and encodes 891 amino acids. The record is from RefSeq and is a predicted model, not a curated record. Gene Ontology annotation, molecular function: protein binding; RNA binding; zinc ion binding. Gene Ontology annotation, biological process: RNA modification.
AACAUAACUAUAAUGUUAUCAAAUAAAGAUUGUUGGUUUGAAUGGUCGUUGACAUGUCCUCUUUCACUCAACCACUACUCCUCCCUUAUCCAUCUUCUAUCCACACCCCCAAUAAACACCAUUCUCCACCCACCUCUUCCUCCGCCAUCACCACCACCACCACCACCACCACCACCGUCGCCGCAGAACCACGUUUACCUUCCGAAUGGGUCAGUCACCUUCGCUCCCAAACCCAAUCCUCCUCCACCUUCCACCAGGCCAUCUCCACAUACACCAACAUGGUCACCGCCGGCGUCCCUCCUGACAAUUUCGCUUUCCCCGCCGUCCUCAAAGCAACCGCCGGCAUCCAAGACCUUAACCUCGGCAAACAACUCCAUGCCCAUGUCUUCAAAUUCGGACAAGCUCUCCCUACUGCUGUCCCUAACUCCCUCGUUAACAUGUACGGUAAAUGCGGUGAUAUCGACGCUGCACGCCGUGUGUUUGAUGAAAUAACCAACCGUGAUGAUGUCUCAUGGAACUCCAUGAUCAACGCAGCAUGUCGGUUUGAGGAAUGGGAGCUGGCAGUUCAUCUUUUCCGGUUAAUGUUGUUGGAGAAUGUGGGACCUACUUCGUUUACAUUGGUUAGUGUAGCUCAUGCUUGUUCAAAUCUAAUUAAUGGGUUGUUACUUGGGAAGCAAGUUCAUGCUUUUGUGUUGAGGAAUGGUGAUUGGAGAACUUUUACUAACAAUGCUUUGGUUACAAUGUAUGCUAAGUUAGGUAGAGUUUAUGAAGCUAAGACUUUGUUUGAUGUGUUUGAUGACAAAGAUUUGGUUUCAUGGAACACAAUUAUUAGUUCACUUUCUCAAAAUGAUAGGUUUGAGGAAGCUUUGUUGUAUUUACAUGUUAUGCUUCAAAGUGGUGUUAGGCCGAAUGGUGUUACCUUAGCUAGUGUUUUGCCUGCAUGUUCUCAUUUAGAGAUGUUGGGUUGUGGAAAAGAGAUACAUGCUUUUGUAUUGAUGAACAAUGAUUUGAUUGAGAAUUCUUUUGUUGGUUGUGCUUUGGUUGACAUGUACUGUAAUUGUAAGCAACCUGAAAAGGGUAGGUUGGUUUUUGAUGGGAUGUUUAGGAGGACAAUUGCAGUUUGGAAUGCUAUGAUUGCUGGUUAUGUGCGCAAUGAGUUUGAUUAUGAGGCUAUUGAGCUUUUUGUUGAGAUGGUUUUUGAGUUGGGUUUGAGUCCGAAUUCCGUGACUUUAUCGAGUGUUUUGCCUGCUUGUGUGCGGUGCGAAUCGUUUUUGGACAAAGAAGGGAUCCAUAGUUGUGUAGUGAAAUGGGGUUUUGAGAAGGAUAAGUAUGUGCAAAAUGCACUAAUGGACAUGUAUUCCAGAAUGGGAAGGAUAGAGAUUGCAAGGAGUAUAUUUGGAAGCAUGAAUAGGAAAGAUAUAGUUUCUUGGAACACAAUGAUUACUGGUUAUGUUGUUUGUGGUCGCCACGAUGAUGCACUUAAUCUUCUGCAUGACAUGCAGAGAGGUCAAGCAGAACACAGGAUUAACACAUUUGAUGAUUAUGAGGAUAACAAAAACUUUCCCCUUAAGCCGAAUUCUGUGACUCUAAUGACUGUGCUUCCUGGCUGUGCCGCUUUGGCAGCACUUGGAAAAGGUAAGGAAAUUCAUGCUUAUGCUGUUAAACAAAUGCUAUCAAAGGAUGUUGCUGUUGGAAGUGCACUAGUUGACAUGUAUGCAAAAUGUGGUUGCUUGAACUUAUCUAGGACAGUAUUUGAGCAAAUGUCUGUAAGAAAUGUUAUUACUUGGAAUGUUCUUAUCAUGGCUUAUGGGAUGCAUGGGAAAGGGGAAGAGGCUUUGAAGCUUUUUAGAAGAAUGGUGGAAGAAGGAGACAACAAUAGGGAAAUAAGGCCUAAUGAAGUAACUUAUAUUGCUAUUUUUGCUUCUCUUAGUCACUCUGGUAUGGUUGAUGAAGGCCUUAAUUUAUUCUAUACAAUGAAAGCUAAACAUGGGAUUGAACCCACAUCCGACCAUUAUGCUUGUCUUGUGGACUUGCUUGGCCGAUCAGGCCAGAUCGAAGAGGCCUAUAAUCUUAUCAAGACAAUGCCAUCCAAUAUGAAGAAAGUAGAUGCAUGGAGCAGCUUGCUUGGUGCCUGCAAGAUCCACCAAAAUUUAGAAAUUGGUGAAAUUGCAGCAAAGAACCUAUUUGUCUUGGACCCAAAUGUGGCUAGCUAUUAUGUUCUACUGUCUAACAUUUACUCUUCAGCUGGACUAUGGGACCAAGCAAUCGAUGUUAGGAAGAAAAUGAAGGAAAAGGGAGUAAGAAAAGAACCUGGAUGUAGUUGGAUUGAACAUGGCGAUGAGGUUCACAAGUUUUUGGCAGGGGAUGUUUCACAUCCACAAAGUAAAGAGGUCCAUGAAUAUCUUGAAACUCUGUCAUUAAGAAUGAAAAAAGAGGGAUAUGUACCUGAUACUUCUUGUGUACUUCACAAUGUCGGCGAGGAAGAGAAAGAAACUAUGCUUUGUGGGCAUAGUGAGAGAUUGGCAAUAGCUUUUGGCCUUUUAAAUACUUCUCCUGGUACUACCAUUAGAGUUGCUAAAAAUCUUAGGGUCUGCAAUGACUGUCAUGUUGCCACUAAAUUCAUAUCAAAGAUUGUGGAUAGGGAAAUCAUUCUUAGAGAUGUUAGAAGAUUCCAUCAUUUCAGAAAUGGAACUUGCUCUUGUGGGGACUAUUGGUAAAAAGUCAAUAGUAAAAAGUUCAUUUUUUCUAAAUAAUUCAUCUAACCCCCUCCUCCUCCCUCUAUUUCUCUUUCCCAUCUACCUUCUUUUCUCUUCUCCUUCAUGGAUUCAUGGACGAGAAGUGUACCAUUGCAACUUUAUUGUUGCACGAUUUGGAUAACUAAGAAUGUGUAUAGAUUCUCAUGUUGUUUCUGUUGAAAUCCUUGCUAAGUUGUCGUUUUCUUAGUUGUUUA